AUGACCGACCGGCUUUUUCUGUCAGAUUUAUGUCCGGCCGGCCGCGGUGCCAGCGUGGCCUUGACUAGCGGCGUGCCGUGGACGGCGACGUCAGGGACUCUGAGCAGUGGCAGAGGCUCUGCUGCAGCCGGUAAAGCCAGCGCCACUCUGCUCCUCCUGACUGGCUACAAGUCGGCGCCGGUGCCUGCUGGGCCCAAAGUGGCACCGAAAGCAGCCGAGGUAGAAGAUGGAGACGAUCACCCGGAAAUGGCCGAACUGCCCCCGAAGCCCCUUCCCCAGACCAUGUUGCCAAGAAACAUGACGGCCGACGCCCUGAAGCCCCCGCUCGGCGCCGCCCAGGUGGCUCCGCCCCCCCCAGCUGGUGGACGUGGACGUGCAGAUCUAGAAAAUGAAAUUGGUUCCUGUGGAACCCAGGCUUGGGUUGUCGUGCCCAGACUUCAAACCUCCCCACCUUUGCUCCUCAGGGGUUACUUUGACGUGAUGGGUCACUUCGACAGCACGUUCAACUGCUCCCAGGGCAGCUACAUCUACUGCUGCGGCACCUGCCACUACCGGUUCUGCUGCGAGCACCAGAGGAACCGACUGGACCAGGACGCCUGCAACAACUACAACUCCCCCGUGUGGGCCGACCCCCAGGUGCCCGUGACCGUGCCCGCCGGCAAGAAGCACGUCCCCGAUUUCGAGACACUGGAGCAGCAGAACAACAGCACGGCUUACGUGAUCGGAGGGGUGAUCUCCUUCACGCUGGUGGUGGCGGUGGGCGUCAGGAUCGCCUUCAGCAAGGUGGCGCGUCGACCCCGCAACAGAGACAUCAACAUGCCCAGGUCUCUGGUGGAUAUCUUGCGCCACCAGUCGAGCCCUGUGCAGCAGGGCGAGAGGAACAACACCACGGUGCUGACCACCACCACCUCGGACGGACGCACAUCUAAAAACCUCUACACCCCCAUCCUGCAGAGCAAAGACAACCGCAGUAAGUGGGUCUGCUCCAGCCCCAAACACUCUGCUACCAUCGAGCGUGGGACCCCGCAUGAACAACACCCCGCAGCUCUCCUCCGGUCCCAAACUGAUUUCCAGCAGCAGCAAAGGUCCUGGAGGGGUCGGCGUGGAGGCGGCGGCAUCAUGGGAGGGGGCAUGAGACACAACAGCAGCCAACCGUCGUUCUCGCACUCCUUCCACAACCUGGCCCAGCUGCCGCCGUCCUACGAGGCCGCCAUGAAGCCCGAGAUCAGCCGCUACAGCUCCCUGAAGAGGCUGGAGAAAGAGCUUGACGAGUACACUACCACUCCUCCAAACUCGCGCUCCAACAACGCCCCGCCCUCCUUCCACUCGUCGCAGCACCACCUGCCAUGGGGAGGGGACUACACGCUGGGGUCCAGGGGCACGCGGCCCCUCCACGGCUCCCGCCCCCACCUCCACAUCCCGGCCUCCACUCCCAACCCGUACCCGCUGCCCGCCUAGUCGCAGUACACCAACUCCAGCUUCGACCGGCCGCCGCGCCGCGUCCGCUCCCAGGACCAGCUGCUGGCGCUGGGCGAGGGCAACACGCUGUCCCGCCUGUCCAAGAACCAGCAACACCAGUACUACAAAGCCAUGAUGAGCACCAGCAGGAGCUCCACGUCGCAGACGCUCCGCAGGUCACACGAGCGGCUCCUGGUCUCCCCGGACCGCCUGGAGGACCGGCUGCUGGCCAUGGGCCUGGUGAUCGGAGGAGGAGGAGACAGAGGAGUGGACAGAGGAGGCAGCGGCAUGGUUCCCACCAUGGGCCGCCUCAGCCACCACCAGAAGGCCCAGUCGCAGCAGAACAUCUGCGUCACGCCGUCCAUGGACCGCCACCACAUGAUCAAGAUGAACUCCCACCCCACGUCCGGCCACGAGCACGACGCGGCCCCCAUGCCCGGGAUGAGCAUGCACGGCGGCUGGGACCCCCACGGCGGCGGCGGAGGAGGGGGGACGGGCGGAGGACACCCCAACGCCCGGCGCAUGGCGUUCGCCAGCAAGAGGCAGAACACCAUCGAACAGCUGCACUUCCUCCCCGGAGGAGGGCAGGGACUGCGGACUGGGAGCAAGAACGAGGUGACCGUGUGAGCGAGGAAGAGCAAGAGGAAGAGGAAGAGGUGAAGUUGUACAGAAGCCGACGGCUUGAGAGGGAGGCGGCGAGGUGUUUGCGGGACGAUGG
Molecule: messenger RNA, 2176 nt
Organism: Salarias fasciatus (jewelled blenny)
Lineage: Eukaryota; Metazoa; Chordata; Actinopteri; Blenniiformes; Blenniidae
Product: protein shisa-7-like
Biological process (GO): regulation of AMPA receptor activity; regulation of short-term neuronal synaptic plasticity
Cellular component (GO): AMPA glutamate receptor complex; postsynaptic density; postsynaptic membrane
Source: RefSeq, a predicted model, not a curated record